This is a messenger RNA of Setaria italica (foxtail millet), 4046 nucleotides long. RefSeq lists its product as uncharacterized. Bases 209 to 3670 code for a protein of 1153 amino acids. The transcript is spliced from 3 exons. NCBI's taxonomy places the organism in Eukaryota, Viridiplantae, Streptophyta, Magnoliopsida, Poales, Poaceae. The record is from RefSeq and is a predicted model, not a curated record.
UGUACUCUCCAUGACCGUGGUUGGUUGGUAGUUUUCAAUUUGCUGCAUCGGUUCAUCCGCCCACGCUUGUUCAGUUUUUAAUCUCUCAAGACAAGAUUAUCUCAUCACAUAUAUCAACAGCCUCGUCAAAUGCAAGUACGGAAUGCUGAUUCAUCGGAAUCCAGGUGGGAUUAAGCAUCAACACCUAACCAAAUAGAAUUGGCCAGAAAUGAAGGUGUCAGAAGUUUUCGAAGGUGUCGAUGAGCUACUACAUACCUCAGGGUAUGCGCCGGGGUUCUACUCUGAGUUUGAAGAAAAAAUGACGGAGUGGAUCAAGGAGCACCCGGUGGUAUGGAAUGGAGGAAUCGGACCGGCAGCUUCAUUCGUGCCGACCCUAACCAGGCUUCUAUUCAAGCAAACCAAGAACGUAUAUGCCUACGACCACGUAAUAACUGCAAGGCUAUCACCUAUGGCUGCGAUAGAAGGCAGGAUCGGCUGCUAUCGGCGGGUAGCAUUGGAUGUCCUCAUGGCAACGGCAAGAAGUCUCAACCUUGACGACGACGACCUUAAGGAGGUCAAUCAACUUGCUGCAGAAGAGAGCUACUAUGGUUACGGCAUGGUCUCUGAUAUACUGGUGCUCAAGGCUUUCGGAGUGAAUCACCAUAGGGAUUACCGUUGGGAUUACUAUUGGGAUCCUGUACAACGGUUGUUAUUUGGAGCACCCCUUCCCGAUAGCAACAUUCGGUCCCGGAUACCUGGAAUGAUAAGGGAAAUGUUGCAGGGGAAGAGGCGUCUUCUGCUUGUUGAAAACCUGCACGUCCCUGUUCCAAUGGAUGUGUUGUUUCUCAGUACACAAUUUAUUAGGCCAUCAGUACUCUUUCAGCCAAAUGGGUGGGUCAUCUCAACUGCUUCCAAGGAUGUCUGCAACCAAAGCAGAGAACAUGAGCUUUCAUAUGGUUCUCCGGGGGCAAUAUUGGGUCUUCUGGAAUAUUACCAUACCCUUCAUUUCGAUGAUCCCCGAGCGCAACAUUGGGUCGUGUUGAUUAAAGAGGCCUUACAAGAUGCAGCCGGCACCAUCCGUAGCACACUGGUCCAUCAGCAACGGGAAGACAAGUUUUGGCUCCACGUAGCUCAGAAGUGCCUGUAUUACGGCAUCCUCUACUGUCCAAUGCAAGGAGCUGCUGCUAGACAUGACAUUACCUCCGAUGAGCUGGUUCGCUGUUGGGUGGCCGAGGACCUGCUUUCUCCAAUAACAACCAUCACUGGUACUCCGCAGAUGACCACCGGCAGAAACUACAGGUCUGCGUUAGAAGCAGGAAAAGUUGUAAUUCAAGCCUUGCAAGAAUAUUCGUUGCUGCCAAACCCACCGUCAAACACUUGUUCAAGGGACACUGGAGUUUCAGUGUUAGCAAUGGGUGUUCCCCGACUCAAGGAGGAGGACCUUUUCUAUCAUGAGAAGAUUGACCGACUGAGAUGGGUCUCAUUUAUGAAUGAUGAUGGUAGGCAUGUAAGUUGGGAUUGGAGGGAGUAUUGGCACCCUGGAUUGCGUAACUGGGACCGGAGCUUUCCAGGGGAAAGGAUUACUACCCUUAUCCUAAGAGGCUGCUCAAACAUAUCAGGCUUUUCUUUUGAUAGAGUGUUAGACCUGCAUGUUCUUGAUCUGUCCUAUACACCCAUAAAUUCACUUCCACCAUAUCUCUCACAGCUAUCCAAUCUUCGCUUGUUCUCACUCAGAGGCUGCUCCAAGCUCGAGACCUUGUCUUCACCACAACAUACUACUCGACCUCUUUCCUGUCUGGGAAGCCUCGAAACCCUUGAUAUGAACGGGGUUCCCUUGCUCGAGCUAACCCAACAAGAUUGCAGCAACAAGAGCAAUCUGCACUUCCUUGAUCUGUCAGGUUCGAGAAUCACCAUUCUGCCUUCUGAAUUCUUCUUUGAAAUGUCAAGUCUUGAGGAGCUAAUGCUUGGUAAUUGCAUCCAUCUCAAAGAACUGCCUCCCUCCCUGGCCCAACUGUCCAAUCUGUUGAUCCUUCAUCUGGAGGGGACUCAGAUUAUUUCUUUUCCAGAGGAUACAUUUGAAGCAAUGCAAAGGCUUCAUACACUCAAGCUCAUCGGCAACAUGGCCCUCAUGUCACUCCCAACGUCACUAUCUAAAGCCAAUGGCCUCAGAGAGCUACAUAUUAAUAAUUGCAAAAGAUUAAGGCUUCAAUUUCUCUGGGAACUAGUACCAGGCCUUGAAGAUCUUUACAUACAAACAUGGGAGGCCUUGGAAGAUAUCAAAAUCCAUGGGCACCCUAAUUUGAGAACAUUCUCAGUCUCUGGACCGUGGAUUAGGUGUCUGUCCUUGCGUGGGUGCAGCAAGCUCAAGAUUGUCAACAUCGGUGACGAUCUUACGGCCUUGGAGGAUGUUGAUCUUUCUGGAACAGCUAUUGAGGAGGUUCCUCACAGCCUUCCAAAUCUGCCCCAACUCAGGAUGCUACUCCUUCUGAAUGUCCCUUGUUUUAAGAGAUUCCCUUGGCAUCGGUUGGUCCGUUUUCCGAAGGUUUUCUAUUUGGAUAACUGUUUAGAUGAUGGUAAUCACCUUUCGCAGAUGUUUCGCCAGAAGGAAACUGACAAUAUUGCUCAAAUCAAUAUAAAUGAUUCCAGGAUCUUUCAUAGCUUCAGUGAGGAUGCUGCCAACAAGUUAGUCAAGGAAGGACAGUUUUUUCAGUCUUUCAAUGUCCAGAUAAAACCUUGCAGCGUGAGAGGUAAGGAGCCACGGGACAAACCAUGUACCGUGAUUCAAAGACAGUUACCUUAUCUUGAUCUCACUUGUUUUGAGGCUGCCACCAUUGUGCCCAUGAUGAAACUUCAGCCAAGAAGGCGCCAUGUUGAGAUAUCUGCAAUGAAUCAGUACCCAAAUGGCUUAAGGAUUCUCCCUGUCACAAACUCAUUAUUCAUUACAGACGAUGCUUCUAUCAGAUGCGUCAAUGACCUGAAUUGUAAUCUCAACUCGCUAGAAGUAUGCCAGCUCCAACACUGCAACAAAAUGACUGUUGUAUUGGGAUUGGGAUUGGGAUUGCAGUCUGAUCGCGCGGGGCCAGUGGUAUACGAUGAGGCUACGGAUUGUGAUCCCACAGUAUUUUUAGUAUUUCCAGCCCUGAAGAUACUGCAGGCCUCCAAUCUUAAUAACCUAGUAUGCUUUUUGGAGAUCGGCUAUGUGGUGUAUGCUGAUUACUGGACUUUGAAGCUGCUAAAACGCAUUCACCUUGAGCACUGCCCUCGUCUGGAGGAAAUUUUCCCAUCCUGUUUGUCAUUACCUGCACUGGAAACUCUGGUCAUUCUCUUCUGCCCCAGCCUCAAGACAAUUUUCUAUAAACAUAAGCCGGUAGCACCUUGUCCACUUCCGAAUAUCGAAAGCAUCUACCUUCAGGAGCUACCACAAUUGCAGCACAUCCAUGAGGAUGCCAUGUUCCGUUUCGCAACACCAAAGUGGGAGACUCUCUUGGUCCGCAGCUGCCGAUCACUUCGUCGCCUCCCAUUCCUGAAGGAACAUCCGAAGUCGAAGGUGAAGGUCAGCGGAGAGCGUGACUGGUGGGACAGGCUGCAGCUGAGCCUGCCAGAGCAAGGCAACUACUACCAGCAGAUUCCUCCACCACCGGAGUUCGCAUCCCGCAAGAAAAAAGUCAUCAUCAAAAGCUACCUUCGGUGAAUCUCAUCAGCGCCAUGCACACCCAAGGUCCACACUCUCUACUCGUUUCUGCGAGUUUUAUGACAUGCCCUGGUUGCAGCAUGAGUCCGUCCUGCGCUCUGUGCAAGUGUGCUGUGUGUUUCUUGUAAUAAUAAUAUUGCUUUCCAAAGGGACAUCAGACAUGUAACCUUUGCGGGGGGUUUGCUGUUUGUUUGGAUUUUGUUUUGUCCAUUCAACUACAAUCGUUGUGCUUUUAUGCAUGCAUGAAGCAUGACAAUGCAAGUUGGGUUGUCGUCAUGUAACAAGGCUUGUAUGUUUGCAUUGUGUGAGGUGAGGGUGAACUGAAAGCUGUUUGUGAUUUGCAACGGUUAAUGUACUCUGUCAGUGUAUCCUUGUA